AUGGCCACCCCCAGUGUCCUGUCUUUUGACGCUGAGGGUCGCGCCAUUGACUUUGCAGUCCGGGUCGAGGACCUGCAGGUGUACUUACUGUGCGAUGCGAUCGAUGAGGUUUCUCUCUUUGACUUUGUCUCUGGCGCUGUCCCUGCCCCUCCUGCUGAUGCUGACCCCUCUGUUCGCUCCAAGUGGGCCACGCGCGAUGCUGCUGCACGUCUUGCUGUGCGUCGCCACCUCCCUUCCUCCGAGCGUGCACACUUUAGUCAGUGCAAGACCGCUCAGGCCUUGUACGACCCUGUAGUUGCGCGCUACUCCUCCCCUUCCUCCGCUACGCUGAGCCGCCUCAUGCUACCGUUCCUCUUCCCUGACCUCGCUGCCUUUCCCACAGUCGCUGACCUCUUUACCCACCUCCGCGCUAGUGACACUCGCUACCGCGCUGCGCUUCCUGCAGAGUUCCGCGCCGCAAACCCUCCUCCCAUGUACAUCACUCUCUACUUUCUAGUCACCCGUCUCCCUGAGUCCCUUCGUGCCGUUAGGGACCAGUUUCUCUCUGUCUGUCCCACCACCCUCACUGUCGACCUCCUUGAGAAGUCCCUGCUAGCGGCUGAGAAGAGUAUCGUCACUGUAGGGGCCUCUCGUGGUGACCCUCGCACCCCCAUCUUUGAGGGGUGUUCUCCUUCCCCCCUACUUCCCUCUGUCGCCUCUGCUGCUGCGGCCGACCUCGUUGGUUUGGAGUCGGUCGGUGCGGCGUCUGCCCCCAGCGGUAGGCGCCGCCCUGGCAGGGGCAAGGGGGGCAAGGGAGCGGGUGGAGCUAGCGGGGGCGGUGGCGGAGGCGGUGGAGGCGGCGGAGGGAGUGGGGGUGGCAGUGGAGGUGGUGGCGGGAGGGGAGGUACUACUGGCGGCGGUGGAGGCGGAGGUGGUGGUGGUGGUGGUGGCGGUGGGAGCGGCGGGGGCGAGGGUGGCGGUGGCGGCGGUGGCGGCGGAGGCGGGGGUGGCGGUGGUGGAGGUGGUCGGAGUGGCUCGUCCCAGCGGAGCACCACUGGAGCUAUCUUUGAUCUUGACUUUGAUGCUAUUCUUGCUGCCAUGUAUGCUGUGUCUGGUAGUGAUGAGGGUGACUGUUACCGGUGUUUCCCGCCCGAUCCGGGCAUUGAGUCUGCUGCUCUAGGUACUGGUGCGGCUGCUGCCCUAGGUGCUUGCGACGCUGCUGCUCUAGGUGCUAGUGUGUCUGCGUCCUCAGGUACUGGUGAGUCUGCGCUCUCAGGUACUACGUCGGCUUCGGCCUCCCUCACCUUCACCCUUGACUCUGGGGCGUCUCGCUUCUUCUUUCGGGACCGCACCACUCUCACGCCGCUUAGUCGGCCGGUUGCGGUGUCCCUGGCUGACCCCUCUGGGGGUCCUGUCCUGUCUCGUUUCUCCACAGUCCUCCCGUGUCCGGCGGCUCCCUCUGGCACCCUGACUGGUCUCUACCUCCCCUCGUUCUCUACGAACCUGGUGAGUGGUGCUGACCUACAGGAUGGGGGUGUCCACCAGUUCACUCCUGCUCGUCAGCGGGUGACACACUGCACAGAGGCUAGCACAGUCCCCUGCGUCGAGGGGCGCCAGCGUGCUGCCCCUCACUCCUCCCAGUUUCCUCCGACAGAGGCUCCGUUGCAGACGCUUCACAUGGACGUGUGGGGCCCUGCCCGCGUCCGUGGACUCGGUCAUGAGUGCUACUUCCUGUUGUUGGUUGACGACUUCUCGCGUUACACCACAGUCUUCCCCUUGCGCAGCAAGGGUGAUGUCACUGAGGUGCUGAUCGACUGGAUCCGCGCAGCUCGUCUCCAGCUCAGGCAGAGCUUUGGCUCGGACUUUCUUGUGUUGCGUCUGCACUCGGACAGAGGCGGAGAGUUCUCCUCUGGCCUUUUGCGUGCCUUCUGUCGUGUGCUUGGCAUCCGCCAGACCUUCACGCUUCCGGACUCACCGCAGCAAAAUGGGAUUGCAGAGCGCCGCAUUGGCAUGGUCAUGGACGUCGCUCGUACGUCUAUGAUGCAUGCGGCUGCCCCCCAUUUUCUGUGGCCGUUUGCGGUCAGGUACGCGGCGCAUCAGAUCAACCUCCACCCCAGGGUCUCCAUGCCGGAGACCUCCCCAGCCCUUCUGUGGACGGGGAAGGUUGGCGAUGCGUCUGCGUUCCGGGUUUGGGGAUCUCGGGCGUUUGUCCGCGACUUGUCUGCGGACAAGCUGUCCCCUCGCGCUACUCCCUGCGUCUUCCUGGGGUUCCCCCCCGACGCCCCUGGGUGGCAGUUCUACCACCCCACCUCUCGACGUGUUCUGUCCUCCCGGGACGUCACGUUCGACGAGUCGGUACCCUACUACCGCCUCUUCCCCUACCGCACUCCGUCCCACCCCCCGCCCCCGCUCUUCUUGGUACCAGGUCCCCCCCCGGUAGACCCCCUCCCCCCUCAAUGUCCUGCCCCUUCAGGUGUGUCCCAGGUAGACGCGGUCGAGCCUGUCGAGGUCACUGGUGACUCUGGUGCUGCUGCGGGAGCUGAGCCAGGGGGUGCUGAGACUGGAGGUGCUACACCUGCGGGUACUGAGCCUGGGGGUGCGGAGUCUGGAGGUGCUGAGCCUGGGGGUGCUGAGCCUGGAGGUGCUGAGCCUGGGGGUGCUGUGCCUGGGGGUACUGAGCCUGGAGGUACUGAGCCUUGGGGUGCUGAGCCUGGAGGUGCUGAGACUGGGGGUGCUCCGCCUGGAGGUGCUACGUCUCGCCGAGAGCCACUCUCCCCUCAGGAGCUACGUGAGUGGUUUGCCAGGCGCUGGAGGCGUGCUGCUGGUGCUGGAGGUUCUUCGACUGCAGAGGGUACUGCUGCCGAGCGUCCCGGCGGUGCUCGUACUGUGGGUGCUGGAGCUGCUGGGUCUGAGGGUUCUCCUGGAGCUGGUGCUGCUGAGGGUGUUGACGCUGAGACUGUCGCUGGAGGUCCGAUUGGUGGUGCUCCUGGUGGUGCUGCUGGAGGUUCAGGAGCUACUGGAGGUGCUGCUGGAGCGGGUACUCCUUCUGGGGGUACUGGUGCUCUCCCUGCUGUUUCUGGCGUCGCCGCGCGGCCCCGGCCGUACUUCGUUCCGCUCCUGCAGCAGGUUCUUGGUCUUACACCUUCUCUUGGUCCUCCUCCUCCUCCCUUAGAGGGUCCACAGCCUGUCUCGUCACAGUCACAGCUACAGCCUACCUCACAUUUGCCUGCUCCUUCUCCCUACGCUGGUCCGACUGGAGAUCUUACUGAGCGUCGUGAGCCUGCGUCUCGUCCUGCGUCGCCUGUUCGUACUGCGCGCACUAGUGGUCGUGGUUCGCGUCAGCGUCCUCCUCCUGUCCCUGGCACGCACCGGAUGUCUCUACGUCCGUCUACUGCUCCUCUGCGUGCCCCUUUGCCUUCUCCUCCUUUUUCCUCUCUUCCUGCUCUUGCCGACCCGGAGUCGGACUCUCUUCGUGCUGCCAGUCCUACUGUCACGCGUCUUCUUGCUACUGCUGUCACUGACCCUUCUUUCGAGUCUUCUGCUGCGUCUGCCCUUGUCACUGAGCUCGUCGACUUUGCUGCGCGCUGUUGUCUAGACUACGCUGCUAGUCUUGUCGCUGAGUCUGAGUCUGCCUGUCCUCCGUCCGUCGGGGGUGAGUGUGCCCUUGGCACGGACGUCCUUGAGGACAGGCAGGAGGAGUUCCAGUGUCUGGCCGCCGCUUCACCUCAUCUUGCGUCUGUACUGCUAGCCCCUGAGGGAGACUCGGAUGCACUAGACAUCCCGACUCCGCGCUCUUACGGGGAGGCGAUAGAGGGUCCCUACUCCUCUCAGUGGCAGGCAGCUAUGGAUGCAGAGAUGGCUUCCUGGAAGUCCACAGGCACCUACGUCGACGCUGUUCCCCCUCCUGGGGCGAAUAUCGUCAGUGGCAUGUGGAUUUUCAGGGUGAAGCGGCCGCCGGGUUCUCCGCCUGUCUUCAAGGCGCGUUACGUGGCUCGUGGCUUCAGUCAGCGGCAGGGGGUUGACUACUUUCAGACCUUCUCCCCCACCCCGAAGAUGACCACUCUUCGGGUACUGCUGCACGUUGCUGCUCACCGUGACUACGAGUUGCACUCUCUCGACUUCAGCACAGCUUUCUUGCAGGGCAGCCUGCACGAGGAGAUCUGGCUGCGUCGCCCACCUGGCUUCACUGGGUCUUUCCCUCCUGGUACCCAGUGGAGUCUCCGGCGUCCAGUCUACGGUCUCCGCCAGGCGCCACGUGAGUGGCACGACACACUGAGGACUACGCUUGCGGCACUUGGGUUUGCUCCUUCUACUGCCGACCCGUCGCUGUUUCUGCGCACCGACACAUCUCUGCCGCCGUUCUACAUCCUCGUGUACGUCGACGACUUGGUCUUUGCCACAGCGGACACUGCUGGACUCGCUUACGUGAAGUCCGAGCUGCAGAAGAGACACACGUGCACUGACCUGGGUGAACUGCGCAGCUACCUUGGCUUGCAGAUCACCCGGGACAGAUCACGCCGCACCAUUACUCUGACUCAGUCACACAUGGUGCAGCAGGUCCUUCAGCGCUUCGGCUUCACGUACUCCUCGCCUCAGGCCACUCCUCUGCCUACUCGCCACUCGCUCUCAGCUCUGCCUUCAGAUGAGUCCGUAGAGUCGAGUGGCCCGUAUGCAGAGCUUGUUGGCUGCCUCAUGUACCUGAUGACCUGCACACGACCUGACCUUGCAUACCCUCUCAGCAUUCUCGCACGCUAUGUUGCUCCUGGGAGACACCGACCAGAGCACAUGGCUGCAGCGAAGAGGGUGUUGCGCUACUUGUGCAGUACGUCGGGCAUGGGGCUAGUGCUUGGAGGGCGCAGUCCAGUGGUCCUCACUGGGCACGCGGACGCUUCUUGGGCUGACGACCAGGCUACGCAGCGGUCGUCACAGGGUUACACCUUCGGCCUUGGUUCCGGCUCUGUUUCGUGGCGGGCUACUCGCUCGUCUUCUGUUCUCGGCUCCAGUUGUGAGGCUGAGAUCUACGCCGGGGCUAUGGCUGCUCAGGAGCUUCGCUGGCUCACCUACCUGCUGACCGACCUUGGAGAGCCGCCUAGUUCUCCUCCAGUCCUGUACGUAGACAACAAGGCCAUGCUGGCCUUGUGUCGAGAGCAGCGACUGGAGCACAGGACAAAGCACAAUGCUCUCCGCUACUUUCUUGCUCGUGAGCUGCAGCAGCGUGGACAGUUGCGACUUGCGUACGUGGCCUCUGAGGCCAACACUGCUGAUAUCUUCACCGAGGCACUUGCGCCUUGUGAUCAUCAGCGCUUCUGCACGCAGCUGGGUCUUGUGCCUGUCUUGCCUCACUUGCUCACUUCUUGA
Molecule: messenger RNA, 5337 nt
Organism: Closterium sp. NIES-65
Lineage: Eukaryota; Viridiplantae; Streptophyta; Zygnematophyceae; Desmidiales; Closteriaceae
Source: the annotation of a GenBank genome assembly